Molecule: messenger RNA, 879 nt
Organism: Apiotrichum porosum
Lineage: Eukaryota; Fungi; Basidiomycota; Tremellomycetes; Trichosporonales; Trichosporonaceae
Exons: 6
Coding region: 1-879 (292 amino acids)
Molecular function (GO): oxidoreductase activity, acting on NAD(P)H as acceptor
Source: RefSeq, a predicted model, not a curated record
AUGGCCGUUCCCAGGAUCAACCUCAACGACGGUACCACCAUCCCCGUCAUUGCCUUUGGCACCGGCACGGCGCUGUUUGGCAAGGACAGCAAGGACCUCGUCCUCGCUGCCCUGGCGGAUGGGUACGACUCGCUCGACACUGCCGAGGUCUACGCCAACACGGCCAGUGUGGGUGCGGCCCUCAAGGAGUGGAAGGGCAAGCGCGAGGACGUGUACCUCCUGUCCAAGUGGGGCAAGGCGACCACUGGUGCCGUGGACGAGGCGCGUACCGUCCUCGAGACGAUGCUCCAGGAGCUCGGUGUCGACUACGUUGACAUGUACCUCAUCCACAGCCCCUUGCUCAACGACAAGGUGUCGCUCGCGGACCAGUGGAAGGUGAUGGAGAAGAUCAAGGCCGACGGCCUGGCCAAGGCCGUGGGCGUGUCCAACUUCCGUGAGGAGGACCUGCAGGAGGUGCUCGCGUCCAACCCGACCGUCGUCCCGGCCGUCAACCAGAUCGAGUUCCACCCAUACCUGUACCACGCGCCCAACGUGCAGCGCCUGACCAAGCUGAUGAAGGAGCACAACAUCAAGAUCCAGACGUUUGGCCCGCUCGCCCCCGUGUUCCGCUCCAGCGGCGGACCCGUCGACGCGGUCGCCGAGCGGAUCGCAACCGCACACGGCCUCACCGUGCCCCAGGUCCUCCUCAAGUGGGCGAGCCAGUUUGGCGGUGGUACCGUCGUCACCACCUCGCGCACCGAGGAGCGUCGCAAGGAGCAGCUGGCGGCCUUUACCGCGCCCCCACUCACCGACGCCGAGGUGCAGGAGAUUGCCGACGCUGGAAAGGGCCAGGUGUACCGCAAGUUUAUGGUGCACGUCUGGGACGCGGCCAAGCCCUAA